UGGCGUGGGGGGGGGGGGGCGAAGCAGGAAGCGGCCGAGGAGGCGGAGGCCCUCAGAGCAAUCGAGAGAAGCGCCGCGCCGACCGCGAAGCCCCCACGCCGGGCCGCCGAGGGGGCCGGGCCCGCGAAGAGCCUUCCCAGCCCCCGCCAUGGGGGACAUGAAGACCCCGGAUUUUGACGACCUCCUGGCGGCCUUCGACAUCCCCGACAUCGACACCCCCGACAUCGACAGCGGCGAGGCCAUCCACCCGGGCCACGAGGAGGCCGAGGCUCCCGUCCGUCCGGUCCCCGCGGAGGCGGCUUCCCCCGAGCACGUCCUGCCGCACGCCGACAUCACCACCGUCAGCGUCAUCGUCAAGAACACCGUCUGCCCCGAGCAGCUGGAGCCGGCCGACGGGGGCCUCAAGGAGGGCAGUGGCCCCCCGGGGGGCUCCCGCUUGCUGCAAAAUGGCUUCGCGGCUGCCGAGGUGCCUCGAGUCUCCCCGGCGGAAGCCGUGACCCCCGCCAACGGAGAGUGCUGGGCCCUGAAGGAGAAGGCCCCCAAGAGCCUGGACCUCUUCUCCCCCUUCAGCCCCCAGCCCGACAAGGACGGGGAGGCGGACCUGAUUGACCAGCCGCGGGGAUGCCAGGCCAAGGAGCAGGGCCUGGUGGGGGGGCCCAUCCCCCCGGCACCCCUCUUGUCCGCUGCCCCCUCCCUGGACCGCCCCGAACCCGUCGAGGAGCGCCUGGGACCCUCACCCCCUCCGGCCUUCCCUCCGGCCUUUGAAACGGGGACCCCUGGCGGGAUGGGCCUCUCGCUGAGCCCCCCUCCUCCUCCUCUUCCUCCUCUUCCUCCUCUUCCUCCUCCGGCCGCUCCUCCUCCUCCUCUUCCGGCUCCUCCUGUCAUCAAGCAGGAGGCGGACUGCGAGAUGCCUUGCCAGAGCUCCAGCCCCCUCGGCCCCCCCAAGCCCGCUUCCUCCUGCUACUCCGCAGAGAAGCCCCCCCGGGUGCCCUGGCCCGGCUCCCAGGCGGACCUGGAGGGAGACCUGCCCGACAUCAAGCACCCCCUGUGCAGCCCCCGGGAGCAGCUCCUCCAGGACCCCCCACAGAAGGCAGCCAGUCCCGGGCCCCCAAAGCCCCCCGGCAGUGGCUCCCUGAAGGAAGAGCCGGUGGAAAAGCCCCUGCAGUGCCCGCCGGUCCCUUCCAGUGGGGAGGAAGAGGAGGAGGAGGAGGAUGGGGGGGAGCAGAGCCCCGGCUCCCCCUCCAGUUCCUCCCGGCCGCUCAAAGUCAGGAUCAAGACCAUCAAGACGUCCUCGGGGAGCAUCACCCGGACGGUCACGAGGGUCUCGGCGGACGCUGAUCCGUCAGCCGCCAAGUUGCCCUCCGAUCCAGAGACCUUGGCGGCCGGGGACGCCCUUCUCCCUGCCCUCCUGGCCCAGAAGGAGGAGCCCGCUCCGGAGAGUCCCGGCACGAAGGUCCCGGCGAUGGCCAGCCCGGUGAAGGUGGCGACGGCGGAAGCCCCCAAGGUGGUCAGCGUCCAGCUGGGCGACGGCACCAAGCUGAAGGGCACGGUGCUGCCGGUCUCCACCCUCCAGAACGCCAGCAGCGCCAUGCUGAUGGCGGCCAGCGUGGCCCAGCAGAAGGCGGUGGUGCUGCCCACCAAGGCCCUGGCCAAGAGCAUCCUCAGCCUGGUGCCCCAGCCCCUCCCCAAGGCCCCCGAGGUCAGGGGCCCCGCCCCGCCCGCCAGCCAGAAGCUGAACGGCACCACGGUGGUGGUGAUGCAGCCGCAGAAGCCCUCGGCCCCCGUGGCCGGCAGCGUCAUCUCCCGCAGCCAGUCCAGCCUGGUGGAGGCCUUCAACAAGAUCCUCAACAGCAAGAACCUCCUGCCCCCCUACAAGCCCAACCUGCUGCCCCCCGCCGAGGCCAGCCUGGCCCUGCCGCCCCUGGGCUACCGCUGCCUGGAGUGCGGCGACGCCUUCGCCCUGGAGAAGAGCCUGGCCCGGCACUACGACCGGCGCAGCCUGCGGGUGGAGGUGACCUGCAACCACUGCGCCAAGCGCCUGGUCUUCUUCAACAAGUGCAGCCUCCUGCUGCACGCCCGCGAGCACAAGGACAAGGGGCUGGUCAUGCAGUGCUCCCACCUGGUCAUGCGGCCCAUCGCCCUCGACCAGAUGGUCGGCCAGCCGGACGUGGCCCCCCUCGUCCCCCUGGCGGCCCCCCUCGGCCAGGCCGGCAAGGCCGCCUCCCCGGCCGGCAGCGCCGCAGAGGUCGGGGUGGCCAACGGAGGCGCCCCCGGCCAGGACCUCCCCGUCCUGCCCCUGGCCGGCACCGAGCACCCGCCGGGGGGCGGCAGCAACUCCUGCCAGUGCCUGGAGUGCCAGGAGCAGUGCAAGGACAAGGCCGCCCUGGCCGCCCACUUCCAGCAGGCCGGGAGCCCCACCUCCACGGUGUGCAACAGCUGCCCGAUGAUCAUGGCCAACCGUUGCAGCUUCAGCGCCCACCAGCGCAUGCACAAGAGCCGGGCGCCCCACGUCUGCCCCGAGUGCGGGGGGAACUUCCUGCUGGCCAACUUCGACGCCCACCUGAAGGACGCCUGCCUCCACUUCUCCAGGAGGAUCGGCUACAGGUGUCCCAGCUGCUCUGUGGUCUUCGGUGGGGUGAACUCCAUCAAGUCCCACAUCCAGACGUCCCACUGCGAGGUCUUCCACAAGUGCCCCGUCUGCCCCAUGGCCUUCAAGUCGGCCCCCAGCGCCCACGGCCACAUCUACACCCAGCACCCGGGCUUCAGCAACCAGCAGUCCAAAAUGAUCUACAAGUGUGCCAUGUGUGACACGGUCUUCACCCACAAGCCCCUCCUCUCCUCCCACUUCGACCAGCACCUGGUCAACCAGAGGGUCAGCGUCUUCAAGUGCCCCGACUGCCCUCUGCUCUUCGCCCAGAAGCGGACCAUGCUGGAGCACCUCAAGAACAGCCACCAGCAGCAGCAGCAGAAGCCCAAGGAGGAAGCGGUCAAGAAGCCUCCCGCCGCCACCCCAAAGCCAGGUCCGGCCGAGGAGGAGCCCCCGCCACCCAUCGCCAAGCCCUCCUCCUCCUCCUCUUCCUCCUCCUCCUCCUCCUCGGAAGACGACCCCCCCAGCUCCCCCGAGCUGCGCAAGAGCAAGCGGGGCCGCUUCCAGCGCAAGGCGGAGAUGGGCCGACGGUCGCGCAGCAACGGCUGGACCUGCGGCGUCUGCCACUCCUGGUUCCCCGAGAGGGACGAGUACGUGGUGCACAUGAAGAAGGUCCACGGGAAGUGUGUGAAGAAGUUCCCCUGCCACCUGUGCGAGCGCUCCUUCUGCUCCGCCCCCAGCCUGCGCAGGCACGUCCGGGUGAAUCACGAGGGCAUCAAGAGGGUCUACCCCUGCAGGUACUGUACGGAGGGCAAACGGACCUUCAGCAGCCGCCUCAUCCUGGAGAAACACAUCCAGGUGCGACACGGGAUCAAGGUGACCGACGCCAACCGCAGCGAGGAGGUGCUCGCCACCCGCUUGGGCUCCAGGAACUCCCAGGGCUCCAGCCGGAAGCGCAAGCUCUCCUCGGACGACGGCGACUCCUGCAGCGAAGAGCCGGACAGCACCACCCCGCCCUCCAAGACCCCCAAGGGCAGCCGGCGCUCCCCCUACCACUGCCGUAAGUGUGGCUACGUGGCCCCCACGGCGGCCGACUUCCAGGAGCACAUCCCCCGCCACCGGACAGGCGAGAGUGCCCACCAGUGCCACGAGUGCGGACUCUGCUUCACCUCCCAGGUCUCCCUCAACCGCCACCGCUUCAUCACCCACAAAAAGAAGCGGAGCGACGGGGAGGCCGGCGUCCCCCGGGGGGCCCCCGAGGAAGGCUCCCCCCCGGCCCACGAGGGCAGCCUCUCCUGCACCGUCUGCGGCAAGGCCUUCGACACCCAGCUCAACCUCAAGACUCACUUCCGCACCCACGGAAUGGCCUUCAUCAAGGCGCGACAGACCGGUGGGGGCGAGAACUAGCCGGGUCCCGGAGCCGCGUCGGAGGGGGGGGGAACGUGCCCCUCGUGGCUCCUUCCGCGGCUCGAGUGAUGGAGACGCCUUAUUUAUCCUCCCAGCCCCGCCUUCUGCGGCCGCCUCUCGGGAGUCCCAGGAUCCCUCGGCUGGCAGCUUGGGGGGAAGGGGGCGAGUGGGGGGCUCUUCUCUCCCUCCCCUUUUUCAGGCCCCUGGUGGCCAAAGGGUGGUGGGCUUCAGCGGCCGGGAGGUGACCCCUCGGGAGGGAGGGACGGACGGACUUCAACCCUUCAACCCUCCCCGUCCUGCCCUGCCUGAAGGAACAUGGGUGUUGAAGUAUGAUGCAUGAAGAGAACACGUGUGUUUGCGGGAGACCCCCCCCCCGACUCCCCCCUAUUUCUUCGGCCAUCACCACUCCGAGUUUUUUUUCCCCCUUUCCUGUCUCCGAGGUUCCCUCAGAGGAGAAUUGGGGUCUUUCCCCCCCCUAAUUGAUGCUUCUCCGCCUCUUGUUUCCUGGGGUGGAAAGUCUCGCGCUCCAGAUCAUGGCUUGAUUCACUCCAAGGAAGAUGGCUUGGCGUCUCCUGCGCUGACUAACCAUGAUGGCUAGCUGAAAACCAAGAAAAAGCUCUCUCUUUUUUUAAAUCUCUUUUUUUUUUUCCAAACCAUUCCAGGCUUUUGGAGGUCUCUGCUUGCCCCCCACCCACCCUCUGUCUCUCGCCCUUGGCAUGGUGCCCUCCCAGCAUUUGGGGGGGGGGUGCCUUGGGCUUGUGCCCCCCCACCCUCUUCCUUCAGCUGGUGCUUAGGAGGGAAGGAAAUAAAACGGAUUAGCCCUUGAUUUUUACAAGCCACAAACCCCUUGCUUGUAAAAUCUGAAUCUUGUGGGGGUCUGGUGAGGCGUCUGUGCCUGGUCGGGGGGGAGGGAAGGGGGCAGGAAUUGGUUCCUGGGGAGGGGGCUCUCUCCGAAUGGGCCCCUGGGCUCCCCAUGGGGGCACCCCAGAAGAGAUCAGGACAAUCAGGUUAUUUCUACAGCCUCCAUCCCUUCCCUCUCCCCCCCCCCCACAUUUCCAGCCCCCACCUUGACACCCCUCCCAGCAUUCCUCUUCCGGUUCAGCCGAAAUCCGAAGCCCCCUCCCCAUCCAGUCCCCACCAGAUCCGCCCUUUUGGAAAACGCUGGAAUUCCAGCACGGCGUUUUCCUCCGGCCGCGGGUUCGAGACAGGCGCAAUUCCUUGCUUUAGGCCUUCACGGGCUCCAGAAUCCUGAAAAUAACUUGUUCAGGGUUUUAUUUUUUAAAAAUUUUAAUUUUAGUCUUAAGACCGGGUGUCGGUCUCUCUGGAUUUGGGUUCCUUUUCGUUCCUGGGUUUGGUUUUCAUUAUUAUUAUUAUUAUUAUUGUUAUUUUUGAGUGGUCACUAACGGGAGACUAACGAAGCGUGUGUCCUUUGAACCGAUCAUGUAACGGAUACUUAAAAGGAAAAAAAAAAAGAACCAGCUCUAUGAAUGAAAGCGGAGAAGUCGAGAGACUCUGGUGCUAAGUGAUUAUUUCCCCAAAGAGCAGAAAAAGAUGGGUUAAAAAUUAGGUUUUUAUGACCAUUUGCUUAAGCCGGGGGGCGGGGUGUGUGUGUCCAAAUGUGGGACCUUGAAGACUUGUGUGGACUUCAACUCCCAGAAUUCCCCCAGCUGGCCAUGCGUGUGUGUGUGUGUGUGUGUGUGUGUGUGUGUGUGUCACCCAUCUUCACAAGAUUGGGGGAAUUGUGCAAAAGAAGCUUUCUUGGCUUCGGGAGGGGCCGGGCAGGGCGGAAGCAGGUGAUCUUCCGGGCCCCCCCUUGGAGUGAAUUUUCCCCUCCGUCCCCGGAGUCCGAAUGAAGCUCUUACUCUCCCGUAGGCUUUCCUGGGCAUUGUGGCUUCUCCCACCCACCACCCACCCACCCAAACACAGAGCAUCUCGUCUGAGCCGGUCGGGGUCCCCCGUGGAGGGUCUCCAGGGCUUUGGGCCAGUAAAUUCUACCCACUCUCUUUCCUUAAUCAUGGUCUGUCGGAGGGAAACACCCCCCCCUCACCUUCCCCCUUGGGCAAUCAUGAGAAGUUUUUUCCCUCCAGGGACCCCCCAGGUGAUUUCUUCCUUUUUUUUUAAUAGAAAAAGAAAAAGGGGGGGGAACAUGCAGCAAUCAAUAAAGUCCAUUUUCAGAAGGGUC
Molecule: messenger RNA, 6176 nt
Organism: Thamnophis elegans (Western terrestrial garter snake)
Lineage: Eukaryota; Metazoa; Chordata; Lepidosauria; Squamata; Natricidae
Gene: ZNF687
Product: zinc finger protein 687
Exons: 9
Coding region: 149-3994 (1281 amino acids)
Source: RefSeq, a predicted model, not a curated record